ACAUCCCGUAUGCAAAAGUGAAGCAUGCAAACAACGAGCAAGGCUUAUUCAAGAGUACGUCGAUACUUCCAUUGAUCCAUGCGAAGACUUCUUUAACUAUGUAUGCGGUGGCUGGACAAGCAAGAAGGAAGCUGGCAUGCAACCAUAUGAUGCGUUUACUAUGGUUCGAGAGGAAUUUAACAAAGUCAUGGCUGAACUACUUCAGAAAAUAAAGGCGCCUGGCAGCAGUGACAACGUUAUCAAUAAAGCUGGUAUCCUCUAUAAAGCUUGUUUGGAACCAAAAGAAAGUGAAAAGCAAGAUGUCCUGGACCUAAUGAAAGCAUAUAGAAUAUCGGAAUGGCCUAUAACUGAAUCGACAAAAGAGCAGUUCACAUUAAAAAGCUACAAAGAUGUUCUUAAGUCGAUUGGGAUGGCUCCACUGAUUCAGUUCUUCGUAGCAAGAGGUGCAAACACAGUCGAAAAGAACAUGUUGAAGUUAUUCAUGCUUGGGAUAAGGAAGAUGGUGACACAAGGACUUAUUCAAGAAGCCGUUAGUUUCCUGAAUCGAAGCAUAACCGACAUUGAGAUAGCGAAGCUCGCGGCUGAUCUCGGAAGUUUUGAAGACGCGUUGCUCAAGCUAAGAAUGACUGCUGCGAGAGGCCCCCCUCAAAUGACCGAGAAAACAUUCACAGAACUCAAGGAAAGCGCUGGUGAUUUUCCGCUAUUCGAAGUGCUACAGCAAGAGUUCACAAAAGCUGAGGUCACACUAACUGAAAACAUGAAGGCAGAAAUUUAUACACUGGAUCUGUACGUGGCUACCGUUAAAUUUCUGGAGGAGUCCGAGCCGGUGACACUCUACAACUUCAUAGGCCUUAAUAUUCUCCUUGGACUGGCGGAAUAUGCAUCAGUCAAUUUAGCUAAAGGAUCACAUGAAGCAAGAAAGCGGACACCGGAAGAAUGUGUUGGUUUGGUAUAUAAUGCAAUGAAGGAGGUUAUCACAUAUAUAUACGUUGUUGAGCACAUUCCUCCUGAAGCCAAGAAAGAGAUAGAGCAAAUUGUCAAAAGGAUUAUUCAGGCCUUCCUCGAUGAAUUGAAGACUGCUACGUGGCUGGACGAAGAAACCAGAACUAAAGCGGAGAGAAAGAUCCAAAAGCUCGCUGCAAAAAUUGCGUACCCAACCUGGUUACUGAAUAUGACAUUGCUUGAAAACCUAUACGGCGACAUAACCGAACUCAAUGCCGAGUCCACGUUCGUCAAAAUGAUGAAUGCCAUCAACGUGAAGAAAGACCAUAGGAUGAUGAACAAAUUGAACACAGAAUAUGACCAAAACUUCGACUGGCUUUUCAGCAUGUCAUUAGUAACAGCAUUUUACAAACCAAGUGCAAAUGAAUUCGUGUACCCGAUAGGUGGCCUUCGUUCUCCAUUCUACAGAUACCAUCUGCCCAAGUCAUUGAAUUACGGAGGAAUCGGAACAGUGAUUGCACAUGAAAUAAGUCAUAGUUUUACCGGGAAAGGAAGGUUUUACGCCGAAGAUGGCCGCAUAAGUCCAUGGGCUAUGAGUGAUUCGUACCAACGUAAGACGGACUGCUUCAAAGCCCAAUACGGAGGCGUAGUUGACAAGACAGCAAACAUGUCCAUCAAUGCGGAAAAAACACUGGAUGAAGACAUCGCCGACAACAUUGGACUACAAGUGGCGCUCAAGGCAUAUAACAACCUACUCAAAGAGUGUGGGAAGGAGGCAGCUAGGCUGGACGGCUUGGAUGACCGGUGGGGUGAUCAGCUGUUCUUUUUAUCAUAUGGGAUGGUCUGGUGUGAAGUAGCAAGCGCUGACAGUAUCAAGAGAAAAAUCAUGUUGAUGCCUCACAGUCCUAACCAACACAGGGUUAAUAUACCACUGGCAAACUCGGACGCCUUUGCGAAAGCUUUCGGCUGCUCAACUAAAAACAAUGAUCACAAAGGAAGCAGCACAAAUAAAUGUGUAUUUUUCUGACAAUGAUUGACAAUGCUUGGACAAAUAAAUGAAAAAA
Rhipicephalus sanguineus (brown dog tick) is the source of this 2006-nucleotide messenger RNA. RefSeq names its product neprilysin-1-like. Gene Ontology annotation, cellular component: plasma membrane. The record is from RefSeq and is a predicted model, not a curated record. The transcript is spliced from 19 exons. Gene Ontology annotation, molecular function: metalloendopeptidase activity. NCBI's taxonomy places the organism in Eukaryota, Metazoa, Arthropoda, Arachnida, Ixodida, Ixodidae. Gene Ontology annotation, biological process: protein processing. Bases 137 to 1969 code for a protein of 610 amino acids.